ACACGUGGUUCGUGCGUGCCGCGGCGUCGUGCGCCGGGUAUUGGCCCUCCUGGUUGUUUUCGGCGGCAUUGGCGCGGAGUUGGUAAAGGGCAGUUGACACCGCAAAAUCAGUGCAUGUCAAAUACCUAAUAGCGCUCAACGCUUGACUUAAAACAUGGGAUACGGUGGAGCCUUCACCCCACGGGGUGACCGUGGCGGCCGAGGCGGCUUUCGUGGGGGCCGCGGCGGCGGCGACAGAGGCGGCUUCAGAGGCGGCCGCGGCGGCGGCGACAGGGGCGGCUUCAGGGGCGGCCGGGGCGGCGGCGACAGGGGUGGCUUCCGAGGACGCGGCGGCUUCCGAGGUGGCGACCGCGGCCGGUCUCCGGGCCGCGGGCGCGGCGGCAGGGGCGGCAGGGGUGGGAUGCGGGGCGGUAAGGCGGUCAUCAUCGAGCCGCACCGGCACGAGGGCGUGUUCAUCGCGCGCGGGAAGGAGGACGCCCUGGUUACUCUGAACAUGGCCCCGGGUGACAGCGUCUACGGAGAGAAGAGGAUAUCAGUGGACAACCCGGACGCGGCCGGCGAGAAGAUCGAGUACCGCGUGUGGAACCCGUUCCGCUCCAAGCUGGCGGCGGCCAUUCUGGGCGGCGUGGACGCCAUCCACAUGCCGCCGGGCAGCAAGGUGCUGUACCUGGGCGCAGCCUCCGGCACGACCGUGUCGCACGUGUCGGACGUGGUCGGGCCGGAGGGCCUGGUGUACGCCGUCGAGUUUUCGCACCGCUCCGGCCGCGACCUCAUCAACGUGGCCAAGAAGCGCAACAACAUCGUGCCCAUCAUCGAGGACGCCCGUCACCCGCACAAGUACCGCAUGCUGGUCGGCAUGGUGGACUGCGUGUUCGCGGACGUGGCGCAGCCCGACCAGGCGCGCAUCGUGGCCAUCAACGCUCACAGCUUCCUCAAGAACGGCGGCCACUUUGUGAUCUCCAUCAAGGCCAACUGUAUCGACUCGACGGCAGCGCCCGAGGCUGUGUUCGCCGGCGAGGUGAAGAAGCUGAUGGCCGAGAAGCUGAAGCCGGCCGAGCAGCUGACGCUGGAGCCCUACGAGCGCGACCACGCCGUCGUCGUCGGUACUUACCGUCCGCCCGCCAAGAAGUAGGCUCCCCGCCACCGCCGCCGGUGCUGCGGCCUUAGAAGUGCGGGGUCGUGCGGGUUUCGCGGCCGGGGUUCGAGGGAUUUGUUUCCGCCUGUCGGGCGGGUCCUGUGCUCGUGUGAAACGUUGUCGGGGGAUCGCGCGCGCCUUCAUCGAUGACAUCAUCACGGUAUAAUACACUCGCGUCGGUGAC
Messenger RNA from Pollicipes pollicipes, 1319 nucleotides. RefSeq names its product rRNA 2'-O-methyltransferase fibrillarin (gene Fib). Gene Ontology annotation, molecular function: RNA binding; histone H2AQ104 methyltransferase activity; rRNA methyltransferase activity. Gene Ontology annotation, cellular component: small-subunit processome; Cajal body; box C/D methylation guide snoRNP complex. The record is from RefSeq and is a predicted model, not a curated record. Lineage: Eukaryota; Metazoa; Arthropoda; Thecostraca; Pollicipedomorpha; Pollicipedidae. Bases 155 to 1132 code for a protein of 325 amino acids. Gene Ontology annotation, biological process: box C/D sno(s)RNA 3'-end processing; rRNA methylation. The transcript has 5 exons.